AUGCCAAGCACACCGUGCCCCGUGGAAUCGGACGGGUCAAGAGAGGGUUGCCUGCCGCUUGACAGAAAGGAACGCACCAAAGCAGAGACAAGAGGAAUAUAUCGAAUCAGCACAACCGAGCUGCUUGAGCAGAUUCUCCUCCAUCUUGACAUGCAAACCCUCCUCGUCUCGGCAAUACGAGUCUGCAGGGCAUGGAACAGCCUGAUUACAACGUCUCCACGCCUGCAGCGGGCGCUUUUUCUGCUGCCCGAAGACGACCGGGACGCAUCGAACACAAAUACCAUCAUCAACCCACUGCUGGCGAAACACUUCCCGCCUUUCUUUACUCCCGUUUACGAUAUCGGCUGUCCGUUCCCUAUCCGGGGCCUAGCACCCGACGAAGGUUGCUACGACUAUCUCUUCGAGGACGUCAGCUACAACGGCAUGAGUAAUUUCAAGUCCAUGCCUGUGUACCAGGUGAGCAUGGCCAACAACGACUUCAUCGACCACGACGGACAAGAUCCCAAUGCCAAUGCAAAGGCCCGGGAGAACAACCCUUAUCUCCGAGAAUGCGCGUCAUGGCGGAACAUGUUGACGUCCCAGCCGCCAGCCAGGAAGCUGGGCUACUGUAUGCUCUCGACCGGCGGGAACAGCACCAUCGCCAGCACCAAGAUUCUCUCCAUCAAAUGCCGGAAGGAUGGUGAUGGCCAGGGCGGUAGUAUAGAAGUGAACUCGGCUGCGAACCAAAACCCUCCCAUACGCAUGGCAAACCUGUAUGCACAAGUGUUGCUAUAUAUGAAAAUGGGAUCGAAGCAUUGUGGCUUUAAGAUCAUGUGUAACCUGCAGAAUCAUGAUCGGGACUACGUUACCCAGUACGCUUCUCUGCCCUACUAUCCAAGCUUUGCGUGGAUGGAAGACCAUAUAGGAGUGUUGUACAAUCAAGGCGCAGACAUCGUGUUGCAGCACGUUGUUCGUCCUCGGGGCUGUUUGUUCAUGGGAUCGAACCCAGAGGCAGACGCCGUCUGGUGGCGGUGCCAGCCUGAAAGCCUACAGUCAGGUUUAUUCUCUGAGCAAAUAUCUAAAGAGUGGAGAUAA
Molecule: messenger RNA, 1074 nt
Organism: Aspergillus pseudonomiae
Lineage: Eukaryota; Fungi; Ascomycota; Eurotiomycetes; Eurotiales; Aspergillaceae
Product: F-box protein
Exons: 1
Coding region: 1-1074 (357 amino acids)
Molecular function (GO): protein binding
Source: RefSeq, a predicted model, not a curated record